UCUUUAACGUAAACGAAACGUUUUAAAAGGCAGAAGCUAGCGUGGUCUUUUAACACAAGAUUCUUCACCUUAUCCAACACGAAGGCACCACCAUGACUGCCUUGGUUCACCACCCAACACUCUCCUUCCUCUCCCCCUUCUCACAGUCUCAACAACAUGGGCAUUGUAGUUCAAGAAAGUUAUUGGUACCGAGAAAAGAUCAGCUGUAUACAACUGUAGGCAAACCAAGACCGAUAAUGGCUCUUGCAAGCAAUAAAGAAAGUGGCAUUCUAGUUGGAGAAAGGCUUUAUCUAGGUAUGGAUUUUGGAACUUCUGGAGCUAGAUAUGCUCUUAUCGACAAGCAAGGGAUAAUUCACUCCGAAGGAAAGAGAGAAUAUCCAGUUUUUAUGAGUGAAGAAAAAAUGGACUGGGUGCGGUCAUGGAGGGCAGCACUUUUCUCACUGCUAGAGGAUGUUCCAGCUCAUCUCCGCCCACUUGUUGCUUCUAUUUCAAUAGAUGGAACUUCUGCGACCACACUCAUUGUAGACAGAAAUACAGGAGAACCAUUAUGGAGACCAUUCCUUUACAAUGAGAGUUGCCCUGAUGCUUUGCCAACGGUAAAAUCUGUUGCUCCUGCAAACCAUACUGUUUGCUCUGGAUCAUCUACAUUGUGCAAGCUUGUUUCAUGGUGGAACAUAGAGGAGUCAAAUAAAAAAUCAGCAUUGUUAUUGCACCAAGCAGAUUGGCUGUUGUGGCUGCUUCAUGGAAAACUCGGAGUGUCUGAUUACAAUAAUGCCCUGAAGGUUGGUUAUGAUCCUGCAUCGGAUUCUUAUCCACCAUGGCUGCAUUCUCAGCCAUACUCUCAACUUCUACCUUCUGUUAUAGCUCCGGGAACUUCAAUUGGGAAUUUAAAAGAGGAUAUUAGAACACAAUUUGGUUUUCAAGAGGAUUGUAUUGUAUGUGCAGGAACAACAGAUAGUAUAGCCGCUUUCCUUGCAGCACGUGCAACACAACCUGGAAAAGCUGUCACUUCUUUGGGCUCAACUCUUGCUAUUAAGUUACUGAGCACUACGAGGAUUGAUGAUGCACGAUUUGGAGUUUAUAGUCAUCGCCUUGAUGAUAAAUGGCUGGUUGGAGGCGCUUCAAACACUGGUGGAGCUGUUCUUAAGCAGUUUUUCACUGAUGAGCAACUGCAGAAAUUGAGUGAACAGAUAAAUCCAAUGGAAGCUUCUCCUCUAGACUACUACCCUUUAAAAGCAGUUGGUGAGAGAUUUCCUGUGGCAGAUCCAAAUCUGGUUCCCAGGUUACAUCCACGACCGGAAAGUGAUGUUGAGUACUUGCAUGGUAUUUUGGAAUCUAUUGCACAUAUAGAGGCGACGGCAUAUAACUUGUUAAAGGAUCUAGGAGCAACCCAAGUUGAGGAAGUUUUUACAGCUGGAGGUGGUGCAAAAAACGAAAAAUGGACCAAGAUACGAGAGCGAGUACUUGGCUUGCCCGUGAGUCGGGCAAAGCAAACAGAGGCUGCCUAUGGAGCUGCAUUAUUGGCAUUGAAGGGUGCUCAACACGAUAGUUGCUGAGAGACGUAGAAACCAGCAAGAAAACGUUCAACUGGCAAGUGGAUGGUUGCUUAGUGGCUUGGAAGAUGACAGAGAAGAUCCAAAGCCACUUUUUGUAAGAAAAAAUCUAAGAAAGUUGUUCAGCAACAUGAAUCCGGACCGGUAUAAAUACGUGUCAUCUAAUGAGUUUCCAUUUUAUUACCUGUAAAAAAGAUCAAGGGCAUAUCUGCCCCUUAAAUUUUUUCUAAACUAAAACCACAUGGUGGAUCGAGAAAUCGUCGCAAAA
Molecule: messenger RNA, 1821 nt
Organism: Populus nigra (black poplar)
Lineage: Eukaryota; Viridiplantae; Streptophyta; Magnoliopsida; Malpighiales; Salicaceae
Product: D-ribulose kinase
Exons: 9
Coding region: 93-1556 (487 amino acids)
Biological process (GO): xylulose metabolic process
Cellular component (GO): cytosol
Molecular function (GO): D-xylulokinase activity
Source: RefSeq, a predicted model, not a curated record